UCAAGACAGUUGUUGUAAAUUUCCAGCUUGCUUUUGAUUAAAGCAUACAGUAUUAAGGCAGGACAUGCAACCUUAGCGCGUGUAACAAGUUUCACCCCCCCCCUUUCGGUCCACCCCUUUAGGCCUAUUUACAAGUAUUAUGCGCACUACAACUAUCUUGCUACCCCCGGAAUACAAAAUAGAUCGUGCCAAACGUUUUGGAGCAAUCGUGUACACGUGAUUUUGCGGUAGUUUUGUUCCAGCCAUUCCAAAUGAAGACGUAGGCAGCGUUCAACCUGUCUGAAUGCCUGUCGUCGUAUAACACGUUGGUUUUUUGACAUACGGUUCUCUGCCCUUACAAUCAUGAAGUUUCUGCUGCUGUUGCUGUGCGUGGCUCUGGCCCAAGCUGAUCUUGCUCUGAUCUACCGAUCCAAUCAACGUUCUGUUCCGGACAGCUGGAUCAUUAAAAUCAAGGAUUCCGACCAGCUGGACCAGGUUGCGGAGGACAUUAUCAGCCGGUUCUCCAGAAUGCGUCUCCCAACUCCUGCAAUGACUAAGAUUCGUAAUCUCGUGCCUGUGCUUACAAUGAAGAUCCCAGCAUUCCUUCUUGAAGAGAUCCGCUCCAUUGACGGCAUCGAGUAUAUCGAACAAAACAAAAUCGCUACACUUGCUGCCACUCAGUCCAACCCGCCAUGGGGCCUCGACCGUAUUGACAGUCGCUCGGGAAGGGAUUAUUAUUAUACCUACAAUCCCAGCGUCCAAGGAAAGGGGGUGAAUGUUUACAUCGUGGAUACCGGGGUCCAAACCGACCACACGGCCUUUGGCGGGAGAGCCUCUGUGAUUUACGGGAAGGAAGACGACCACGGCCAUGGAACUCACUGCGCCGGCACGGCAGCGGGUAACUACUUUGGGCUGGCUCGUGAGGCUAAUAUUUUCAGUGUUAAGGUGUGCAGUCCAUUGUGCCCGUUGGGCACGAUUAUUGAUGGAUUUAACGCUGUGCUUUCACACGAUGGUGGUAAAGGUGGAGUUGUGUCUGUAUCUAUCGGUGGUUUCAGCAACGCCCCUUCUAUCACCACUGCUGUCAAUAACCUCUGGAAUAACGGCUACCUCGUGUCUUACGCUGCGGGCAAUGACAAUGACGACACCUGUAAUGUACAUCCACAAAAUGGCAACAACCUCAUUGUUACAGCAGCUUCGGACGACAUAGACGAGCGAGCAUACUUCUCAAAUUGGGGCUCGUGCGUCGAUAUCUUCGCGCCCGGCGUGGGCAUCCUGAGCGCUGGCUACAGCAAGACUAUCAAUUACGAUGUUGCAAUCAAGACUGGCACCUCAAUGGCUUGUCCUCAUGUGACAGGUGCGGCAGCUCUUUACUUCGGUAAGCAAGGUAGCAGUGCCACGCCCUCAUCGGUGAAGAACGCCAUACUAAACGAUGCUACCAAAGACGUCAUCACCGAUACCAAAGGCACUCCUAACCGACUUCUUUAUGUCAAUUUCUAAACGAUGAGCUUAGCCGUUCUCUACGUGCCAGAGAAAGACGAACCGACCAACUAUCAUUUCCGACUGUGUUAAACUCUACCAGUAGUCUACUCUUACACAAAACGUGAAUUUUCCUUUUAAAAUUCAAUUCUGAAAAUUACAUUAAUGGUUUCAAAUUUCUUUUGCACUUUAUGCAUUUUAUUCAAAGCAUUCGAACCGUUUCAAAUACAAUUGUGCGGACAUAUUUUGUGCCUGAGAAAUUUUAGCACAAGAAAGGGCAACACUGUAUUUCAUUAAAGUCUACUCAAGGAUCUUAUUACAAUUUAUUUUUUCCUAAAUCCCUCUUCUUUCAGAGAAGUUUAAAUUUGAAUUUUCAAGUUUUAAAGAAAGUGAAAGAAGUCCUCGGUGAUUUUUUAUGGUAUUUGCCUAUAAUUACCAAAUAAAACAUUGACAAUGUCACUGUCAUUUUUUAAUUUGAAUGAAUAAAUGAAUUUCUUUUCUCUUGCAGAAACAUAAA
Molecule: messenger RNA, 1972 nt
Organism: Acanthaster planci (crown-of-thorns starfish)
Lineage: Eukaryota; Metazoa; Echinodermata; Asteroidea; Valvatida; Acanthasteridae
Biological process (GO): proteolysis
Molecular function (GO): serine-type endopeptidase activity
Source: RefSeq, a predicted model, not a curated record